AUGUUAUCAUUACCCGCGACAAAUAGGUUACUAGUUAUCGGCUCGAUAUGCAUAUUCUGUCUAGUACAGAAUUCUUCCGGAAAUCAAACCAUCGAGCUUAUCAACGAUCAGAUGCGACACUUUUCGAAUGUACCACGAAUGAAAGCAUACCCAUAUAUGGCGCCCGAACGAGUUAUAGAAAAGGCGUAUAGCAGAAAACACAAGAAACCGCAAAAUGCGAUAUACUAUUCUCCAGAAGCUUUUUCAGCACCAUCAAACGAUUUUCCAAUGGGAAUGCCGGGAAAUGCUAUGCCAGGAGCUAGAAUUCCGCCACUUCAAGUUGUUCAUCCACCAUCUCCUAAUGAAAAGGAUUGGGUGCUCACUGCAGGAAACGAGAGUCUAGUAGACAAUGUGCUCGCAAUUUCUCUUCAAUAUGGAGGUCGACUCGUUUCAAUGGGAUACUAUUUGCGAAACCAAGAUGUCAAUUAUUAUGCAAUAAUGCAUAAAUAUAAUGGACCUGUUUUCAUCAAACCAGCUCCAAUGACAUUCGACGAACUCGUGCGUGCUGUGAGAGAGAAUGAGGCGCGUGAUUUGGCGUUGACCCAAGUUUGUGGUCAAGAAGGAAAACCUGGCGAAAUCACAUUCACAACAUAUUGGGAAAGAGUUCCAGGAGCAGAGUAUCAUAUUUGGUUCCCAGGGCAACCUCACGCAGACGAGCAAAAGAAACAUUUUGAGCAGAAUGGGUUCCGAUUAACCUAUCUUUGUGGUUACACUGAAGCUGGAAAAGGAAAGUAUGUUGGAAUUUGGCAGAAGCCUGCCCUUUCGAUAGCUCAGUAUGAAGCACAUUAUGGUCUUACUAUGGAAGCAUGCCUUCAAAAGGAUAAAAUAUUGGUGCAGAAAGGAUAUGUUGCGACUUCCUUGAGAGUUUUCAAUAAUAGAAAUCAAGUCCUCUGUACUGGUAUUUGGGAAAUGCGCAAUGGAAGAAGUACUGUACUAGUGGGUCAAGACCUCCAAGGAAUGUAUAGGAAUAUGCAACGAAAUCCCAAUAUGAUUCCACGACAAAUUUCGCAUUUCAUGGAUAAUUAUCAAAAUGUGCAAUAUGUUGUGCUUUGGAGCGAUGUUGAUAGUAAUCGGUACCCGAACCCUCCACCACUCUGGGAUGAGGCCCCGAUCCCUGUCCGAUUCCUGAGAGGCUCGCCGGAACUUUUGAAAGACGACCAAAUGGAGUUUCUAAUCAAACGCGUCGAGCAUUUCAUGAAAGACCUGAACAUUCCCGGUCUCUCAAUUGCAAUUGCGAAACGGGAGCAACUCAAAUUCGCUGCAGGAUUUGGCUAUACUGACAUCAGAAAGGAAGAAGUCGUGACCCCCAAUCAUCAAUUCAGAGUGGGUUCAGUUUCUAAACCAGUUACCGCAUCUGCAAUUAUGCUUCUAAUUGAUAGAGGACAUUUUACAUUAGAUUCAAAGCUAUUCGGACGGGAAUCAAUUUUUGGCUCUGAGUUCAGUAAGAAACAUCAAUAUCAUCGCUAUGUCACUGAAAUUACUGUUCGACAUUUGCUGGAACAUACUGCUGGUGGUUGGGACAAUUUGCAAUCGGAUGCUGCUUGGAUUCAACCUGAAAUGAACACAAAAGAGCUCAUCGAGUACGUUCUAGCCAAUGUUCCGCUUGAGUACAAACCGGGAACAAUGUGGAUUUAUUCGAAUUUUGGCUACCAAUUACUAGGCUAUUUGAUCGAAACCACCACCGGAAUGUCGUAUGAAGCAUUCGUCAAGAAGAACAUUUUCGCUCCAUCUGGCGUUUACGAUAUUCAACUGGCGCGGCCGACAAUCAGCGAGCGUGCACCAAGAGAAGUGAUGUAUUACAUGUCCGGAAAUGGUUUGGGAUUCAAUCCAUACGAAAUGUUGCCACCAGAGAGAAUCGGACCAUGGGGGGGAUGGAUUGCCAGCCCUAUUCAGCUUCUCAUGUUCAUGAGUCGAAUUGAUGGUUUCACCAAGCGCACUGAUAUUCUGAGCGAAGAUGCUAUUAUUGAUAUGUCAACCUCAUCGCUAGCUUCAAACGAUACAUAUGGACUUGGUUGGUCUUUAAAUAUAAUGGGAUUCAAUGGUUGGCAACAUGAUGGUAGAAUGCCUGGAAGUGCUGCUAUGCUUGUAAGACUUGACAAUGGAUUGGAAAUGGCUGUAACGGUUAACAAGGAAUAUUCCGAACGUGACUUCUUCCAUGAGCUCGGCUACGUAUUGCAUCAUGUCGGCAAUAAUUGUGAUUGGUGGAACGAUGACGUCGAUCUAUUCCAAAAGAGUCGCCGAUCAUCCCGACAAACACCACAGAUGUUCUACAGAGCUUUCAAUAAUUCAUCAUAA
Messenger RNA from Caenorhabditis bovis, 2334 nucleotides. Lineage: Eukaryota; Metazoa; Nematoda; Chromadorea; Rhabditida; Rhabditidae. The record is from the annotation of a GenBank genome assembly.